UACCUGUCCCAGGUAUUGUCAAGCAAACACUGUUUAUUUGUCGAGGAGCUUUUUUUGUACUUUUCUGUUCGGCUUAAAUGUGGGUCUUGGUAACGUCAACACGGCGCCACAAAAGACAGGCAGAGGAGAGAAAGAGCUCGAGUGCCGUUCUUAGUUCUCCUUACGUGGACUCGAAAACACAAAAACCGAGUGACGUCCAUCUUGUUGAAGUAAAAAAGGGAAGAUUUUUAACUUAACAACUGCUUUUCCCAAUCACUGUCGUAAGUUGCGAUUUUAUCAUUUGCGCUGAAGUUUUGUUAGAUGGUUGUUCAUUUAGUUUAGAGACAUUACUCGAAGUGCGAAUGAUCAUCGAUGGUGCAUGGCACACAGACCCCAUCCAGAGGCGCAUCACAACCGUUAGUCAUCAAAAUGAAAGGGGUCUUUCUUCACCUCUGUUUGGUUGUGUUUCUGAGCCAUGGUGGUCAUCCUACACCCAUCUCGUCAAGUUCUGACAGAUUAGACGCAGAUGAGCUGAAAAAGCUUUUAGCACUGAAAAAAGAAUUAACAAUUGAUGCUGGAGGGGACCAGGAGAAAAGAGAUGAAGUUGCGAAUGUCGUAGCACUGCUGGAGAAUGAACUUGAAAGGAACCAAGAGCUAGAAAGACAAGCCGAGUAUAAGCGCUAUUUGGAUUCCCUGAAAGAAGGAGACCUCCACGAAGGCGACAUAUUAGUUGACAAGGAGCUGCUAGCAAUGCUUAGAGAUGACGUCAGUGAUGCACCAGCGGAGAAGAGACAGAUGACGUCACGGCCUAAUAGGAAGUGGAGAAAGUCUGGUAAUGAUGUCAUCAUUCCCUAUACCAUGGCUGCCGGUGGUUCAGCUUCUUAUGCGUUCCAAUUAGCGAUUAACAGUCUGAGGAUGUUAACUUGCAUCAAAUUUCAAGCCAGGACAAAUCAGAUGGACUAUAUUAAAGUAACUGGAAGUGGUAGCAGUUGCUUUUCGUCCUAUGGUAAACAAGGUGGCAUGCAGACACUGAAUCUUGGGAACGGAUGCUUCAGCAAAGGCACUGUGCUGCACGAAAUACUUCAUGCGGUUGGAUUUUUCCACGAACAAAGUCGACCUGACAGAGAUAAUUACGUCACCAUCAAUUAUAGAAAUAUCAAAUCCGGAAUGUCGAGCCAAUUUGCAAAGAAACGAUCUUGGGAAGUAACAACCAUGGGCCAACCGUACGACUUUCAGUCUCUGAUGCACUACAGAAAUACUGAAUUCAGCGCAAACGGACAGAAAACGAUACAGGCAAAAGCCAACCCAUCCAUGUCGCUCGGGAAUGACGACUUGUCUGCAACUGAUGUCGACAAGAUUAAUUUGUUCUACGGAUGUCCACAAGCUGCAUGGAGAAUGGACGACUUUGUGAUUCAAGUAAGGACCAGUUCUUCUUGGUUUUCUGGCACCGAUGCCAAGGUUUAUAUGGAAUUGUUCUGGGCAAAUGGCGUGAAUUCUGGAGAAUUCCCAGUCCAGGGAGAAUUUGAGAGGAAGUCUGUGGAUACCAUGGAGCUGUAUUUGCCGAACGAGAGCAAUCUGAGUAAGAUAAAUAUUCGUCAAGAUGGCACUGGUUUUGGCUCCGAUUGGAAACUAGAUAGGGUGACAAUAGAAGAUAAAACCCGCAGUACAAGAUACGAGUGUUACUGCAACUGCUGGUUGAAGAACACUCUUGCCAAGACCGUCUCCUGUAGACGACUUUAAUCGGCAUGGAGGCCACCCCAAUAGACCACCAAUAUUAUGUCCUACCAGGCCAGUUUUCACUGUGAUUGCUAUACCUUUUGGAGAGUACCCGUAUCCGCGAUUAAGUGGGCCAAGUCAUCCUUAUCGCCCCAAAUGAAGAGGUAUUAUCUCCUCGGUCGCCUUUCAUUCAUAAGUUAAAUUGACAACGAUUUUUAAAAACCAAUCACUACAUGCUCUGCAAUUAAAUUGAUCGAUACAUGCAAGCGUUUACCUUACUGAUGCUGUAUAAUUCAUUUUCCGUCCCACAUACAGGCCUACAAUGUAGGCCUACUUUAGAAAUCUCAAAGGCACAAUAUACAUGUUUUAACUUAAAUAACUUAAUUAGUUUUGUUCAAAAAGUAAUAUGACCCUUAAUUGUAUCAUUUUUUUUACAUUGAAAGUGGAUAAGAUCUUAAACGCGCCAAUGGACGCUAAGCAAGUGAUAAGAUCGCCAGGGACGAAGUGGGAUGCCUGCAUAGGCAAUUGACCUCACUAAAAUUGUUUCAUUUGUGGCAUAACAACCUUGAAGCUUACUAUUUUAUGUAUUUUCAAUUUGUUCAAUAAAGUCUCAUUUAACUUUUUCAUUUAUUUUGACAGCCAUGGUUGAAGACAAUGUGAUAGUUGUGACAGUAUUCAUGCCACUUUCUGGUGCAACUAUCACAAUGAUUCACAAAGGCAAAAUGCAUUUAAAUGCAUUUUUAAAAAAUGUCUACAUUAUCACUGUUAUGUUUUUGUAUUUAUUCUUCAUCCAUAUUCAAAUAUCAAAUUAUCUACAAUUUUUCAAUUGUCCAACCCCUGCCCUUACCAGUGACCUGUCAAUCAUGGCUUGUCCUUAGAAUGAUGGAAAUUAUUAUAAUUAUUAUUAUUAAUGCCAUUAUUUUGUUUGCAUUACUCACAUCAUCGUGAAAUACACGUUUCAUGUAUUUUACGAUGAUAUUUAUAAGUGUUUAUGUACUAAUUGUUUUUCUAUUAAUAUCCAAUAUAUGUACAAGAAUCACCUCUAUUACAAUCAUCUUGAAGCUACAAAAUACACCCUGGAUUUACCUAAGGUGCGUGAUGAGAGGCUUUAUUCGCGAAGAACAACAAUAAAUGAAACAUAGAUUUGCUAAAAGUCUAUCUUCAUAUAGGCAAAGAUGGAUGGUGUAAUUUUGUAUUUCGUCAGCAGUCAUUGUUUGAAUAAUAUAAUAGAGCAAAUAAAGAGCA
Lingula anatina is the source of this 2940-nucleotide messenger RNA. Its product is annotated as zinc metalloproteinase nas-14-like. Lineage: Eukaryota; Metazoa; Brachiopoda; Lingulata; Lingulida; Lingulidae. Gene Ontology annotation, biological process: proteolysis. Gene Ontology annotation, molecular function: zinc ion binding; metalloendopeptidase activity; protein binding. The record is from RefSeq and is a predicted model, not a curated record.